Zalophus californianus (California sea lion) is the source of this 2995-nucleotide messenger RNA. RefSeq names its product Scm polycomb group protein like 4 (gene SCML4). Gene Ontology annotation, molecular function: protein binding. The record is from RefSeq and is a predicted model, not a curated record. The coding region runs from base 234 to 1463 and encodes 409 amino acids. Lineage: Eukaryota; Metazoa; Chordata; Mammalia; Carnivora; Otariidae. The transcript is spliced from 8 exons.
UGUUUGCAGCCGGGGAGCGGGGCUGCUGGAGUCUCACUGUGAGCUACUAACACACGGGUGGAAGAUUAGCUUUUGUAAUACUCGGUUUGCAUGUACCGAAAGUCAUCUGUCUUCUGAGUCAACAUUCCCGGCCUGGUCAAGAACCUGAUCAGGGCUCUGGUGAACAAGCCGUAGCUCCUCUUCUGCCUGUGAGCGAUUGGUCACUUCCUUCCGUAAGACUGGCACCAGCAGACAUGCAGUCUCAGAGGAUCCCGGGGAGAAAGCGAGGCCGACCCCCGCUUCACUCAACACCUAUGAAGAUGGCGGUUCAUAACCUUUAUUCCGCUUCAGCUGGCUCUUUGCCAGCAGUGAAGAUUCCAAAGAAAAGAGGGCGGAAGCCUGGGUACAAGCUCAAGUCUCGGGUUCUUAUGACUCCUUUAGCCCUCUCACCUCCGCGAAGCACGCCGGAGCCCGACCUCAGCUCCAUCCCUCAGGAUGCAGCCACCAUACCCAGCUUGGCGGCCCCACAGGCUCUCACAGUCUGCCUCUACAUCAACAAGCAAGCCAACACAGGGCCGUACCUGGAGAGGAGGAAGCUGCAGCAGCUCCCCGAGCGCUUUGGGCCUGAGAGGCCAUCGGCGGUCUUGCAGCAAGCCGUACAAGCGUGCAUCGACUGUGCCCACCAGCAGAAGCUGGUCUUCUCCCUGGUCAAACAGGGCUAUGGUGGCGAGAUGGUGUCAGUCUCGGCGUCCUUCGACGGGAAACAGCACCUGCGGAGCCUGCCUGUGGUGAACAGCGUCAGCUAUGUCCUCCGCUUCCUCGCCAAGCUGUGCCGAAGCCUCCUGUGUGAUGACCUCUUCAGCCACCAGCCUUUCCCUAGAGGCUCCAGUGGCUCUGAGGAAGCCCAGGACAAGAAGGAAGCAAAAACAGCCACCACUGAGGAGUGCCUGGUGAACCCUGUAGGCAUGAACCGCUACAGCGUGGACCCCUCUGCCUCUGCCUUUAGCCACAGGGGCUCCUUGCCCACCUCCUCCUCGCUGUACUGCAAGAGGCAGAACUCUGGAGAUGGCCACCUUGGGGGAGGCCUGGCCACCACGGCCAGUGGUCCCCGCUCCAGCCCCAUGUCCUCUGGAGGCCCCUUGGCACCUGGACUGAGGCCCCCAGGCUCCAGCCCCAAGAGAAACGGGACCUCUCUUGAAGGAAACCGAUGUGCCUCGAGCCCUUCCCCCGACGGGCAGGACGCCAGGCGGCCGAGGAGCAGGAACCCGUCCACCUGGACUGUGGAGGAUGUGGUCUGGUUUGUGAAGGACGCUGACCCGCAGGCUCUGGGUCCUCACGUGGAGCUCUUCAGAAAGCAUGAGAUUGAUGGCAAUGCACUCUUGUUGCUGAAGAGCGACAUGAUCAUGAAGUACUUGGGUCUGAAACUGGGACCCGCGCUGAAACUCUGCUACCAUAUUGAUAAACUGAAGCAAGCCAAAUUCUGAAGGUUUUUACAAAGAUAGAAGCGAAAUCCAGACAACAGGUCUCAAGAUCAUCUUCUGCCUUACCAACAUCCAGCCACCAUCACAAAAUGGAUUCUCUCCUGAAAAAUAACAGCCACAAAGACUGGGUCUUUUUUUAAACCUUGUGCAUCUCUGCCUUUUAAAAAAAAUUCAACAUGGCCCUUUUGAAAGGCUCUUCUGUGUUAAUGAUUUGCCAAAAAAAAAAUAAUGGAAAAGCCUAUUAUUUUAGCAUUUCUGAUAGGUUGGUUGCUCUGAGAAUGGGUCCUAUUUUUGUGAUGAGAGAUCAGGGAACCCAGUGCUACAGACCACGGAGAACCCUGGAGGGUUCCAAGGAGGUGAGAAUAAAGACCUUUGUCUCUCCAGGGACUCCACCAUAGCACCACCUGUCUUUAACUCUCUCUGCCCCAGGGACCUGUCAUUGUGAGCCUUGCUUAAUUCAGCUCUGGAAGCUGUCUUCUGAGGAAACAUGCCUCCUCACCUUGCACUAUCUGGAAAACUUGAAUUCUUUUGCUCUCUGAAAGAGAAGAAAAAAAUCUUUUUCUAUUCCUAGUUAUCUGAAGUACUGUGUUGUCCCACUAGAGGGCAGACUGCUAAUGAAGUUUCAGGACCCUCCCAGCAGCAGCCUGCUGAUUUAGUACUCAGUGGGCCGGUUAGGGUCUCUGUGAACAAGAUCUAGCCUACACAGACAUGGAGAAUUUCUUCCACAGUUAGCACCACAGGUUGCAACUUGGGGAAGAAACUAUCUUCUAGAAUGUUCUAGUUCAUAUCCAGUCAUUAUUGACUGACUGAGAUGCCCAAGCAGCAAAGGCAAAAAUGUGGAAGUAUGUUCUUCCCAGAUGGAGCUUUGGAGUUCCUUCCCUUUCAGAGUCCUUACCGGGGUGUUGAUGUGUUGGCACGCUGAAGAGUCUUAGUGACAUUUAGCCCAUGGGUGUUUCUUUUAAAAAAUUAGAAAAAUGUCUCAGAUAAGCUUUGAAAUGGGAGAGUGUUGAUUUCUUGUUACAUUUCUGGAUUGUGUAGUUGUACCGCUGGCAAAUUUUUCUAGUUCUCAACAAAUACACAGACAUGCUGUUACUGGGUUUAAUUCCAUUUACAAAUAGGUUUUCCUUCCUCGUCGUGGAGUAAUAGGAAAAAAUCGAUUUUUCACCCCUUUGCAGCUGUGUCCAAGCAAGGAUGACGCGUCCCCAGUUUACGAGGCAGAGGGCAACCUCAUCUCCAUUCUUCUUUUUAUCCUUCUUUCUCUCUUUCCCUCUUCCUUUUAUCCGUCCUCCCUUGCUGAAGAGGAAACAGAUUUUCAAAAUGAAUUCACCUUUGCCACGGGCAAAUCCUCUUCCUUAAAAACAUCCACAGUGUUAGAAGUGAGGAGAUGAAUACUAGACUCUGCAAUCUCUGGGAGGGUGAGGAUCAAAGAAAACUCAGGGCCUCCCUUGGCCCAAAUGCAAAUUAGAAAAAGCACACCUUUCUCCGGGGAUGCAGCCGAGCAGGGGGGGGUCUCAGGUGAUGAAUGGAGCGGGGGG